Molecule: messenger RNA, 6231 nt
Organism: Taeniopygia guttata (zebra finch)
Lineage: Eukaryota; Metazoa; Chordata; Aves; Passeriformes; Estrildidae
Source: RefSeq, a predicted model, not a curated record
CACUUGUGGGUGGUGGUGGUGGUGGUAAGGGGAGAAUAGUAAAGAACAGUUAAUUAAGUGGAAUUCAGAAGACUUAUUGACUACAAAAGUUACGCUUUUCAAGGCAACCAUUGGGGAAGCAUCAGUAUUUGCAGUUACAGCUAGAAUUGAAUUCAUGUGUUUAUGGUUCAGGACUUGGUGACUGAAAGGCAAAUGGUGGGUUGGUUGUGCUUGUUGCCAUUCCUGUGAAGUUGUGCAUCUGCUCUUCUUAAUGGUCUCUAAAACACACCUAGUGGGCAGUGAACUUAAAAUUGAGUUUUCUACCACUGUUACAAAAGCUCCUUUGAUGACAGGUGUGAAGAGAACCUCUGAGGAUCAAAGCAUUAAAAAAUAAAGGGGGGGGGGGCAAGUGCUUUUUGCAGAAAAUAACAGAUUCUUGCCCUCUGCUGUGAAACUCAAAAUCUUUAACUCACCAUGGGACCAAAAUAAAAUAUUUUUAGGUAGUGUCAUCUGAGUUUAUGGAAAGGCUUCCUUUGUCAGUUGUUUUGCAUCAUUAAAUGUAAUUAUUUUUCUGUGGACUUCAGUAUGUUUCUUUGUGAUUUGUUUACUAUUCUUCAAAAGAAUUAAAAUGUGAUUAAGAGAGAAUGUAAUUGUUUAGGGAUAGAAGGACAAUUCACAUCUAAACUCUACCCUACAGGGAUCAUUAAAAAAUACAAAACUAAACAAAGAACACAUAAUUUGGAAAGCCAUAGCUUGCUGUGCUCAGAAACAAUGAAAAUAACAAGAAAAAAAGGAGAGAUAAAAGCAGAAAUGAGGUGUAAAUGGUCAGCCUGCUUAAAACUGAAGCUACAGACAAGGUUUUUUUUACUUACAAUGUUAAAAGGUUUUUCUUACCCCAGUUAAUUUUUAUUUCCUAUGUACAUUAUUUGAUGCUAUUUCAGUUAAUUAAUUUGGACAUGUUCUCACUUCUUGUUCUUUCAGCUUCUGGAUGGAUAAACUUUAUUUUUAAUGCUAACAUCUAGAAAGUAGGAGGCCCAAAUCUUUUGUUCUCUCAACAGUAGUACAGAGGCUAAAAAAAUUGUCCUUUAAAAUACCAGCUACUUUUAAAGCUUGUUUUUAGAGGAGUCAUAAGGCUUUUAAAGUAACUAGCUGAACUGGAGGGACUGUUGAUCCCAUCUAAUUUGUCUACAGUGCAGGUACCAGAGCAAAUUUGAGCAGGGCUUAGCAAGUUUGAGAGCCAUGACAACUGGAGAAGGGCAUGAGGGAUCAGUCCUCUAGUUGGGGAGGUAGAAUCUCCUCAGCUCCCCAGCUUUGUUUAGUUUCUGUAUUUGCAAAUUAUGUUUUGUCAGUAGGUUUUCUGCUGUUGAUCCCUUAGCAUGCUUAUGAUCUGCUUGCUGCUUGCUCUGAGCAUUGAGAAAGCCAGCUGGGAAAGAGACUGUCCUCAGCUUGCUUCAUCUGGUAAUUAUUAGAGCAGGAGAACCUGUUGGACAAGGUGUUUAAGUUAACCUAACCCACGCAUCAUGGAAGGAAAGUAGGGGGAUGGAUAAGUGGAUGAGGUAGGUGGAGGGCUCUGUAACCGUGAGGUGAGCGGUGGUGACAAGCAACUGGCAACAGAGGAAUCCUGUAUGUGAGUCCUCCCUACUACAACUUUCUUGUGUCUGAAGGCAGGGUCUAGUGACUCUUCACUGUGAGACCAAGCUGGCCUCCUUUUGUUUUUGAAUCUUUGAAUCUCUUCUCUUUGUCCUACACCAUAAUUUAUUUUCUUUUUUUAUUGUCUAUAAUAACCCACCAGCCCACUGCCCGUGGUUACUAUCAGUUGUUGUUAUUUUCACUCAUUUUCAACCUACUUUUUUUUUUUCCUACAAAUGGGCUAUGUUCAUGCUUUGUUUCUCCGCCCCUCUGCCUUUUUAUCUGUUUUCAUGCUAUAGGGUCAGUUGUGUCAGCCCUCAGUACUGGGCCACCACUUGCUUUCCAUUGAUUGGCCGCUACAGGAACCUGGUGAAGCAUCUGCCAGUCAUGGUCACUGCUCUCUAGUACAGAAAUGGCCCUUGCUUUAUGGAAGAACUUUCUUCAGAUUACAAUGAAAAGGAUACUGCAACAAAGGAGGUUGUCACUGUAUAAUGGUGCUCAUGGCUAUGAGGAAGAAGUCAUAAAGAAGAAACUUCAGCAGUUUUCUGGUGGAUCCAUCAACCUUUCCAAAGAAGACAAUGGCAUGGCAAUACUUACUUUGAAUAACCCAAAGCUAAUGAAUGCCUUUUCAGGUACUAUGAUGGUAGAACUCCAGGAGAGGGUAACUGAACUGGAAAACUGGAAGGAUGGCAAAGGUCUUAUAAUCCAUGGUGCUGGAAACACUUUUUGCUCAGGAUCUGAUUUGAAUGUUGUCAAAGAAAUAUCCAAUUCCCAGGAUGGGAUGAAUAUGUGUAUGUUUAUGCAAAACACCUUAACCAGACUUAUGAGGUUGCCUUUGAUCAGUGUUGCACUAGUUCAAGGAAAAGCUUUUGGAGGAGGAGCAGAACUUACUACAGCAUGUGAUUUCAGGUUGAUGACGCCUGGCAGUGAAAUUCGGUUUGUCCACAAGCACAUGGGCCUGGUGCCAGGCUGGGGAGGAGGUGCCCGGCUGGUGCGGAUCGUGGGCAGCGGGGCCGCCCUGCAGCUGCUGGGCGCGGCUGCCCGGGUGGAGCCCGAGAGGGCGCGGAGCCUGGGGCUCUCCGAGGCGACGCUGCUGUCCUCCGAGGAAACCAGAGCGCUGGCAGAGGCCCGGGCCUGGCUCAGUCAGUACACGGAGGGUCCGGCCGCUGUCAUUCGGGCUGUGAAAAAGGUGGUGGCAGCAGGAAGAGAGCUCCCACUGGAAGCUGCCCUAAGGACAGAAAAGGACAUUUUUGGAACUGUAUGGGGUGGGCCUGCCAAUUUGCAGGCAUUGGUUAGAAGACCAAAACAUAAAUGAUGGUUUAUGCAUAAGAAAUGGGCUUGACCUUUUUGCAAACAAAGCUUUCAGUAAAGCAGCCGUUAAGCUGAAUCAUUUAAGGUCUUGUCCGUUUAAAAUGGCAUUAACAUUCCUGCCAUUUAGGUCAGGCACGCAUGUUUGGUGUGCAACUAUAGAGAAAUCCCGGGCAGAUUCUCUAUUGUCCUAAUCACCCACUGAAUCGAGAUUAGUGAAAUUACUAUGUAAAGGUAAAUACUAUGCUGAAAAUAGAACUACAAUUCAUUUGGAAUGAGGCUGAAGAUUAUUUUAUUUGGUGUUUUGGUUUUUUUUUAACUAGUAUGGAAAUUAAUUACUUGAAAGAUACGAGGUUUAUUCAUUUGUGGAACAGGUGCAUCUAAAGCUGCAAAAUAUGAGUUCCCCAACAUGAGACCAGUGGCCAGUUGGGGAACUCAUAUUUUAUCAAAUAUGCUCUUUAAGCAGCUUGGAAAAGAUGAUUACUAGUUGGAGGAUAGCUUUCAUUUUUUCAUUGUAGUUAGUUCUUUGUGCAAUUGCUGAGAAAAUAUCCUUUAAUUUUAAUGGUGCUUUUACAGGAGAAGCUUUGAGUUACUCAGAAGCUUUUAGCACUCAUUCACUAUCACUGAUUCAGGCUUUUAAGUGUAUUUUGGUGUCUUCUCACUGCUCAAGGAAUCAACUACCCACACAUGCACCUGCACAUUCCCGUAUCCUGUACCUGUCCAAAGCUGCUGGUCUGAUUCUUUACACAGAAUCUAGUUGAAAUCUUGGAAGGCUACAAUGCAUCGUGCCCAGAAAAGGUUUGUCCUUAGGUGACUGGGUGAUGUGAGUACUUCAGCAUUCUGGUAAGAUGUGAGUGGACAUGUCUAUGUCUUUCUUCAAUGCCUUUUUACUGGUGGGGUGUAUUUGGGCUGACUAGAAGGUUUGGAACUCAGUUUCCACUUCAUGCCAGUGACUAUGCAAGGAAUUGGAUAACUCAGUGAGGAAAAUUUUCCCUUUAGAAAUUAGAAACUGACAGAGAGUUCCUGCUUUAAAAAUAAACAUCUGUGAGAGCAAAACCAUACAGACAUGUCUGUGACUGAGAGAGCUUCCUGUACUGUUGGUUAAGAUGCACUUGUCUCAAAAUCCAGCAGGGACUGAGAUCUGAGCCAAGGACCUAAGUACUCUGUGGGAGCAUGUAAAGAAGGGAGCUCUGGGCCCUGUGCACUGAUGUGCAUUCUUGUUCUGACUAGGUGUAACUGGCUUGAGAUCAUGGAACAAGCUCCCUUAAGAAAAGAAGGCAGUACCUUGGAUGGAAAUCCAUGUUACGAUUUCUAGUGUGGCAGGAGUCCUGAGUUUUAGACAGGAGGUAACUACAUAUGUUUGAGGACUUGGGGACAAGUCAAUGUUGGAAAUUAGGCUUGGAUUGCCUGUUAAGAUUCUGCAAGUUUUGAGCAGAUUCUGUGAUCUCCUGGGGAUAUUUUACUGUGUGGUUUUCACAGCAAUGAAUAUAGCCUGAAACAACCAAGAGAAAUGCUGAGGAAAGGGAUGUGAUUUGAGUUGGCAUCUCAGAGAAGAUAAGGAACCUACCUCCACCCUGUUGAUCCCACACCUUUGCCUUAAUAUCUGAAGCACUAAUGGAGGAAGAUUUCAAAUUUAUCUUCCCCAAAAAUAAAGCUCAAUUUUUUCUUUCAGGUUAGAGAAGAGGCAGGAAUGAGAACAUGGGGAAGAGAGUAGUGUUUUGGUUUGUACCUUUCUCCCCCUGGCUCCUUUUUAUCCAGUAGCACAGUGGUUACUCCUAUGUAGUUGUAUUCUUUCCCAUUCCCUAAAGAACUUCAAAACUGUUACUUCAGAAGAGCUUUAGUAUAAUCAGGCAGUACUUGACUGUUUAAUAGUGAAGCUGUUCUGCUUUUCAUGAAGUCUCUCAAGACUCAUGAGGGAUUCCAGACUGCAGCAUCACUGAACCUUCAAGGCACACUCCAGUCCAUACUCAUCCAGCUUUUAGAAGCAAUAGCACUUUUUUUUUUUUUUUUUGUGAGUCAAAAAAAUUGUUUUAAAGGGCAACUGAUUAUGUCUUUGCUUUUAGCAAGAAUGAAUGUGGAAUGUGUCAUUACUAAUACUGUUACUGUUUUCAAAAUUGGUGAGAAAAUUACUUAGAACCUGAGUAAGACCCUUGGUUUGUUUUUUUUUUUUUCCUUUGGUGUAUUAGGCUUCUAAGUAUAUUCUGUGUACUGGGUUAUAGAAAUUUGAGAGGGAAGAAAUUGUAGGACAAAGGGAGAAUCUGGUUUCUUUCACAUUUUGAACCAGAUCUGUGCUGGCAGUUAGUGAAUGGUAAGUACACCUCUGGGGGAUCUCUUUCUAUUUUGAUUUAUAGACAAUGAGCUUAAUUCUCAUUUCAGCCAAUGUAUUUUCCCAGCCACCCUCUCUGAUUUGUAUCAAAGGCCAAUGUUUGCUUCUAAGAAAACAGGACAAAUAAUUAACUAUUACACACCAAGACACAUUCAGAACAGCUUCAGAGAGGGUUAUAGAAACACAUUUUGCUGGCAUCAUAAAUAUGACAAGCAUAGGUACAGGACAUUCUAAGGAUCAUUACAGGUUGUGAUCAAGGAUUUUUGAGUAGUCUAAUGCCAUAUUCUCUGGCUUAUUUUCUUCUAAAAGUAAGUAGAGUCCUUCAUACAAAAACCAGCUCAGCUAAAUUACCAUAAGUGCUAGGAUGAAAGUUCCAGACUGAGAUGAAAUGGAAUCCCAUUUUACCCAUUUGAAAGCUAAAUGCUUUAUUUCACAGAAUACUUUCUUAUCAUCUUAAAGUCACAAAUAUCUUUAACCAGCAGUUGAUGAAUGUUUGUAUUUUCUUUACAAUUAUUAAAGAUGUCAAGCUUCAUCUCAGGGUUUUUUUCCCCUUCUGAAAUGGCUUAAAAACUAACAAGCACUAAAUGCACAAAAUAAAUUAGAAGCAUCAAAUUUGAUAGUCCCAGACUCUAAUUGAAAAGCAUGCCAGCUUUUGUAUUUCCUAGGGCCUAGUUUUCCAGCUUCCUCCUCAACAAACUAAGUUUCCUAUUGCAUUGUGAAAUGUGUGUGUGGAUUCUGUACCAAGCUUGUAAAGGUGCUGGACACUGGAGAUCACUUUUAGCAAUACAGAUAUUCCUGUCUUAUUUGCUGCUGAUAGAAAUAUAUUUACCAGAUGAUCAGUCUAGAUAAGCAAAGUGUUCUUGCAGAAUGUUCGUUAUCUAUAAUUUUUUUUGAGCCAUGAAAUAGGAUUCCUGUAUCUGUGGUUAUCUAUUCUGGAAAUAAUGAAAUGCUGUAGAUUUGAUAGUGUUUAAAUUUUCUUUUUUAUUUUC